CUAUCUUGGGUCCUGUCCAGUGUUCCGCCCGGAAGUCCGGAGAGGUUCUGCCUGUUCCCGCGUGUCACAUUUCCCCAUUGAGAAACACAGUGAGGGAUCUGGAUGUCCCGGAAUCCUGAAAUGGAGCUGGUGUCAUUUGAGGAUGUAGCCGUGAACUUCACCUGGGAGGAGUGGCAGGACCUGAAUGCUGCCCAGAGGACUCUGUACAGGGACGUGAUGCUGGAGACCUAUAGCAGCCUGGUGUUCCUGGGGCACUGUAUGAACAAACCUGAGUUGAUCUUCAAGUUGGAGCAAGGACUUGGCCCAUGGAAUAUAACAGAAGCCUCAGACAGGAGCCUCCCAGAUUUUCAUACAUUAGCGGCACCAAUUGUGACCAGCCAGAAAAAUCACAAGGCAUAUGUGUGGCAAGCUGGAGCCACCCAAAUGAAGGCAUCAAAUGAAAAGAUUGUAGAGCUAAAGGAGCAACAGAAGACCCAUCAAGGGUCGAAAUCCAGUGAAAGAGAAGCACAUGGGAAGACAUUUUUCCAGAAAUCCCAGAGCACUGGGAUUCAGAUGUCUCCUACGUGUCAAACAGCUAUCCGUUAUAAGGCAACUCUCAGUAAAGGUCAGAGACUUCAUAAAGGGAAGAAAAGCCGUCCGUAUGAGGAUUGCAGGAAAACCUUCUCCCAGAACUCACAUGUUACAGUAUGUCAGAAAACUCUUAUAGAUAUAACGCUUUGUGGAUGUACAGAAUGCAAAAAAACUUCCUCUUGCAACUCAGAACUCACAAGUCAUCCAAGAACUCACAUUCGUAAGAGGCCCUAUAAAUGUAAGGUUUGUGGGAAAACCUUCUGCUCUCAGGGAAAACUCACUCUACAUCAAAUAGUUCACACAGGUGAGAAGCCUUAUGAAUGUCCAGAAUGUGGGAAAGCCUUCUCCCACAAGGCGUACCUCACUCAGCAUAAGAAAAUUCACCUGACCAAGAAGCCUUAUGCCUGUGCUGAAUGUGGGAAAACCUUCUACCGCCUUCCACACCUUACUUUGCAUAGGAGAACUCACACAAAUGAGAAGCCCUAUGGUUGUACAGAAUGCCAAAAAUCUUUCUACUGCCAGUCACAGCUUACUCUACAUCAGCGAACUCACACGGGUGAGAGGCCUUUUGAGUGCAUGGAAUGUGAGAAAUCUUUCUACUACAAGGCACACCUAACUCGACAUCAGAAAGUUCACACCAACAAGUCCUUUGAAUGUAUAGAGUGUGAGAAAUCGUUUUACUCCCAGUCAGACCUCACUGUGCACCAGCGAUCUCACACAGGUGAGAAGCCCUAUGAAUGUAUGGAGUGUGGGAAAUCAUUCUACCAGAAGUCAAAUCUCACUCUACAUCAGAGUACUCAUGUAGGUGAGAAGCCGUAUCCGUGCACAGACUGUGGGAAAGUUUUCUAUUGCAAAUCACAUCUCACUCUACAUCAGACAGUACAUACAGAUGAACACCCAUAUGUAUGCACAGAGUGUGGGAAAUGUUUCUACUAUAAGUCACAACUCAUUGUCCAUGGAAGAACUCACACAGGUGAUAGACCCUAUAAAUGUGGAGAGUGUGGGAAAGCUUUCACCCGAAAGCCACACCUCGUUCGACAUCAAAGCAUUACUCACACAGAUAAGAAAAAUUUGAAUGAAGCAAAUGUGGGAAAGGUUUCUACUGCAAGCCACAACUCACUUUACAUCCACUCACUUUACGUCAGUGAACGUAAACAUGUGCCAAGCAUUUUGAAGGAAAAGAAUGCAGGGUAGCUUUCUACUUCAAGGCACAAAUAACAGUAAUGGACAACUCAGAUGAAGAGUCCUAUGAAUGGGAAGAAAGAGAAAACUUUAUACUGUAAGGCUGUGGGAAAGAACUCUGAAAAUAUGAGUUCAAAAUAGAUAGUUUCUCAACUAUGCAAAAUACAAAGAUGCAAUAUAAAUUCUACGAGGGGCUUCAUAAACCUAAAAGAACAGAGGCAGCUGCACUAUGACCCAGCUUGUAAGAAAGAAACAAAGGCUGGCAGAUUCCUGAGUUCAAGGUCAGCCUGGGACUGAGUAAGGAUAGGCCCAGGUGUGGUGAGAAUUGUAAUCUCAGGACUGGAUCCCACCCAGCUAAAGUUAUUGUCUGUGCUUAACAAAGACUGGCGGAUCUCAGAAUUCAUUUGCAAUGUUUAAAGAAAGAAAGAAACAAGGAAAUGUGCUUGCUGUAUCUUUCUAAGAAUCAAGGGUCUGAAGUCUGGUGAUGCUGAUUCAUGAGAUAAUGAAAAGAGAACCUGGAGUAAAUGACUGAAUUGAUAUGUAAAUAAAAGAUUGGUCUGCAAGAGAUGCGCUAUACAGAGUUUUUAAAAAAAUUUUUCAAGCAAGAGAGAGCUGUCUUGUGAAGAGAGCUGUCUGAAAGCUAUCUCAAGCAGAAUACAGGCUUUCUGUCACCUUGUACCCCAUGAUUGAAUUUGAGUCAUCUUUUUCACUGCUCUCAAACACCCCUUCUCUCAGGAACCCCCCUCCAAACUGAGGCUGUUCCUUGACACAGAAGACCUGAGUUGGGUUCCCAGGUCCAUUGUCACCAGGAACUCCAGCUCCAGGUAAUUCAACAUCCUUGAAUCUUCCUCUGCAGCUAAAGAAGGUUGCUGAGGCCAGACAUGUGGCUGGUGUAUCCCUACAUGGAAGUCCAGAGAGGCUAUGGUGAAAAUGUGAAGGUGAAGCCUGGAUUGCCUGGAGACUCCAAAAGGUUAGAGAUGCCAGACCUGUGGGAUACCUGCCCAGGAAAGCUGCUACCAGGAAGUAGAGCCAGCCCAAGAGAGAGAAGUGUGUUGCAGUCAACAAAGCUGAAAGGAGUUGGAGAUCUGAAGAGCACUUUGACAUCAGCCAUGGAGAUGCAGAGUUUGGAGUUUGUCCAGCUGGUUUUCAGUCUUGUUUUGGUCCAGUGUUUCCUCACUGUGCUCCCUUCCCUCUGUUUUGGAAUAGUAAUGAAUAUCCUAUGUCAUGAUA
Messenger RNA from Grammomys surdaster, 2982 nucleotides. RefSeq names its product zinc finger protein OZF-like. Gene Ontology annotation, biological process: regulation of cytokine production; regulation of immune system process; negative regulation of transcription by RNA polymerase II. The coding region runs from base 103 to 1764 and encodes 553 amino acids. The transcript has 5 exons. NCBI's taxonomy places the organism in Eukaryota, Metazoa, Chordata, Mammalia, Rodentia, Muridae. The record is from RefSeq and is a predicted model, not a curated record.